This is a messenger RNA of Lolium perenne, 924 nucleotides long. Its product is annotated as probable ascorbate-specific transmembrane electron transporter 1. Gene Ontology annotation, molecular function: oxidoreductase activity. Lineage: Eukaryota; Viridiplantae; Streptophyta; Magnoliopsida; Poales; Poaceae. The record is from RefSeq and is a predicted model, not a curated record.
AACUCGCAAAAGUUUGACUUCACAACGCGAAGACCGCGAUUCCUCUGUGUCGCCUGAGGAGAUGGCCGUGCCGGCGCCGGCCAAGGCGGCUCGCGCGCUCGCGGCCACGGCGGCUGCGCUCGUGCUGCUGUGGUGCGUCCACUUCCGCGGCGGCCUCGCCCUUAGCUCCCCCACCAACAAGGGGCUCAUCUUUAACGUUCAUCCUGUACUUAUGCUGAUUGGAUUCAUCAUCACAGGGAGCGAAGCCAUAAUGAGCUACAAAACAUUGCCGUGGAGUCAUGACACAAAUAAGAUGGUACAUUUGAUUCUUCAUGCUGUUGCGCUCUUUCUGGGAUCAUUUGGGGUGUAUACUGCCUUCAAGUUUCACAAUGAAAGUGGAAUCGACAAUCUAUACAGCUUGCAUUCCUGGGUUGGACUUGGUGCUAUCAUUUUGUAUGGUUUACAGUGGGUAUCUGGCUUUGUCACCUUCUUCUUCCCCGGUGCUUCUCCAACAGUCCGGCGUGCCAUGCUACCAUGGCAUGUUCGUGCUGGGCUCUUCGUCUACGUGCUGGCGCUGCUCGCAGCCGAGCUGGGAUUCCUGGAGAAGCUCACCUUCCUUCAGACCGCGGGCCUGGGCAGGUACAGCUCGGAAGCCCUGAUGGUAAACUUCACCGCCCUUGUUGUCUUGCUACUGGGCGCAACUGUCGUGCUGUAUGUCACUGCUCCUGCGCAGAACGAGCAUACGCUUGGGUAUUCAGCAGUUCACAAGUCCUAGAUCCUGACUGUCUGCUGCAUUUUUGUUGCAUCCUCUUAUGUUUGAAGUACAGACAAUAACUUGUCCUCUUCAUUUCGUAGCUGAGUUGCUGCAAUCUUGUUCAGAUGAAGAACCACACAAUGUAAAAUUUUGCCCGGUAAGUUACCAAUAGAUUCACUUGAGUUGCUGUA